Acanthaster planci (crown-of-thorns starfish) is the source of this 1929-nucleotide messenger RNA. RefSeq lists its product as uncharacterized. The record is from RefSeq and is a predicted model, not a curated record. Lineage: Eukaryota; Metazoa; Echinodermata; Asteroidea; Valvatida; Acanthasteridae.
ACAUGCGAUGCCAGCACACUGUCUAUCUUGCGCGUAGGCCCCCUACUGGGAGUGUGAGGUGAAACGUGCUACUUUGGGAAGUCACAGUCAUCAAAAUCGUACCCAAUAUGUCAAAUAUAGAUGGAGACAACAUGGACGAUAUAUUACAGCGACAGCUGUUGAAUAGACUAAACGAAUAUGGAGAUAAUUUGCUUGAUGAGGAGGACAGUGACCAAAAGAAAUCCAAGAUUGAGAAGGUUAAAUCUAAAACCAAAGAGCAGUCUGUCAACUGGCACAAUGACCACACAAAUGCUGCUCCAAAUCCUUCAUUUUCCUCCUCGAACAAAACAAGAAAGAAGAAAAAAGGGAAGAAAAAACCAUCAGGCACCAGAUCAGAGGGAGAUGAGGAGUCGGCAAGGAAGAAGCAGGGCAGAGAGGUGAUGGAUUUUGAGGAGGAACUGAGACAGUUCAAAGAGGAAGAGUUGCAGAGACAAAGACUGAGAAAAGAGGCGGAGCAAAGGCAGGAGGGAGGAAAGACGAAGACACCUGCCCCAGAAGUGAUUGUGUUUGAAGAUCCAACCAGGCGGAAAAAGAAGAAGGUUGUUGAUCAAGAUGAAACCAACCCUAGCCAAGGGGAAUUCAAUCUCAAGAGAGCGCGUCUUGAAGUCAGGCAGUUUGGUCUGACGGGGUUCUCAUUUGAAGACAGGGAAAAGUGUGAAGCAGACCGUGCCAUUCAUCUGGGAGCAUGGGCACCAAAGCGAGAGUACGUCAAUUAUAAGGAAUACAUGGCCAUGCAAAAAAAGAAGAAAGAAGAGGAGAGACAUCAACGAGAGAUUGACCGCAAAAUGGGACUCAAAGUCUCCAAGAAGCCAACCACUGAAAAGACAAGAGUCAGGAAUCAAGGUUUCUGGAGGGACCCUAGCCAGGAUAAGAAGUUUUUCCUGGAUGGACAGGUGGGGCGUUACAAGCAAGGUGUGCAGGUGGUGGGUAAAGAUGACAUAGCGAGGGUCAAGACUACGUCCAAGAAGGGCAACAGGCCAGGCAGUACCAGGAAGAUCAAAUUAUGAACAGCUUUGUCCGUAGCUGUGAAACUCUCAGGGUCUUAGCUUCAUAUUGAUAACAUGAACCCCAGUGGGAACUGUGUUGCUCAGUGACAGCGGGGUUGUUCCAAACCUUGACUCACAUUUUAGCUUCAGCUUCAUGAAUUCAGUCCUGGGAAACAGAAAGAUGACAUUGUCCUAUGGAAAGUGAAGAUUGGAGGUUUUUUCAUUUGGUACUGAACGGUGUGGAAAUAAUUCCAGAGCAGUGAGGUAAAGCCGAAUCCACAGUGAAAACCAAGAUUUAUGAAAUGGCAAAGGGCAUGCAAAGAAACAUAACUUUUGUUGGUUUUAACAUCCACUGCUUGUGUGGCCAUCUUCGAGAAUGUGUUGUAAAGGCAGAUUCUAACUGAAUAAGAGAAAAUUAUGCUGGUUUCCAGUCCCUCUGCCCGUAUUAUAAAAUGAUUCUCAACAUUGAACGAAAAGUGAAAACCAGUCUACAGGUGAAGGCUCUUUUAUAUCUUAAUUUGGUGUGAUACAUGUACACCUAAGCCUUGCUUUAUCCAUUAUGUGAGUGCCUUAAACUGUUGCACCUACAUGGACAGUGUAUGUUCAACAAGAACUUGAAAUGUACAAUCCUGUUACUGGACAUCUCUGAUAUUUAAUUAAACUGGAGCCUGUGGAACUCUUGUCAGUGCGCAGGAUUUCAUAUAUCUUAAUAUUAAACUUUGAUCGUAUAGAAUGGGAAAUACCAGCCAUUGCAAGGGAUGGAACGGAUGGUUUGUUAACAAUGACCAUUUCCACGGUGUAAAUUGUACAAAUAAUGGCCAAUUUCUUAAAACAAAAUUGUUCAGCUUAGCACAAUGCUUGGAUUCAUUUUGAAAUAAAUGACCAUUUGUACACGUAACUGGCA